ACUGUCAAGGGUCGCCCCACUCGUUGACAGUACUAAGGGAGGAUCAGCAUGAUGUGUGUGGCUGUUUUGGGCCAGUCACCACUGCCCUUUCAUUAUUCUCUUCAUCCUUCAUGUUUGAGCUUGCUGAAGAGGCAAAUAGGCUUGUGAACUAAGUGGAAGCUCUUGGUGAAAUAGUUGAACAACUGGGUAAAAAAGGCUGGAAUUUCAAUUUGAAACAUUAUGACAAAAACUUGAACUGGCAAACACCAAUAGUGGACUUCUCCCUUAUGUAUGACUGUACUGUCAAUUGCACCUGCCUUUCUGAUGAUGAAUGUCACAUCAGUGCCAUCUAGAAAUUUCAGGAUGCAGACAAGAUUAGAAAGAUUGAAGCAAAUUCAAACAAAAACCACCAUGCCCAUGGUUUGCGAUGAUGAUUUCAAUUGGUAUCCUUGUAAUUGCAUUGCUUCUUGGGCAUAUAAUCAACGCAACAGUGAAUCGAAUAGCCAAAGUUGAGGAUGAUUACCAUGAGAUGAUGGAGAUGAAGAAACGAGCAGAGGCAGCUGAUGUUGCUAAAUCACAGUUCCUUGCUACUGUGUCCCAUGAGAUCAGAACCCCAAUGAAUGGUGUUCUUGGAAUGUUGCAGAUGCUAAUGGACACAGAUCUGGAUGUAACUUAACAAGACUAUUCAGAACUGCACAGGGCAGUGAAAGAGCGUUGGUUUCACUAAUAAAUGAGCUUUUGGACCAAGCAAA
Camellia sinensis is the source of this 731-nucleotide messenger RNA. Lineage: Eukaryota; Viridiplantae; Streptophyta; Magnoliopsida; Ericales; Theaceae. The record is from RefSeq and is a predicted model, not a curated record.